This is a messenger RNA of Varroa destructor (honeybee mite), 2261 nucleotides long. RefSeq names its product synaptobrevin-like. Lineage: Eukaryota; Metazoa; Arthropoda; Arachnida; Mesostigmata; Varroidae. The record is from RefSeq and is a predicted model, not a curated record. Gene Ontology annotation, cellular component: membrane. Gene Ontology annotation, biological process: vesicle-mediated transport.
AUUGAAAGUAUCGAGCUGGUCAGUGGUAUAGCACAGAUGGUGGAGCAGUGAAUGCUGUUGUGUCCUGCUGCGUGCUAGUGUAAGUCUACGAGGCGCCAAAGCUUUUGUAACACAACGUAAGACGACAAGUAAAAUCGCUUGAUUCGUGUCAUUUGUGAGCGUUCCGGACUUGGGCUGUCUGUUAACACGAAACGUCGUGAAACAUACCAGCAGGGUCGCCUUCAUGAGGUGGUUAGUUGGAUGUCUCCUCAGUCGGUCGUUCUUUAUUUGGCUAGCUGCUUAACCAGUCUGAGCGGCGCCUCUAAGGCUUCGCAGAUUGCUCACGUACGGAAGUUAAGAAUUUAAUUCGCGACAAGUAUUAUGCAGUGCUGAAGUGAGCGAAGGGAGAAAUCUGUGAAGCCUCACGUUGCAUCAUUCAAUAAAAAAUGGCCACAGGAGGAACAGGCGAUGGAGUUGAUGAAUUGCGGAAAACACAGGAACAGGUUAACGAUGUCGUCGGAAUAAUGCGAAAUAACCUCGAAAAGGUAAUGGAGCGCGAUGCGAAAUUCUCCGAUUUGGACGAACGGGCCACACAACUUCAAGAAGGAGCUAUGGUUUUCGAAAAGCAGGCAACUUCUCUCAAGCGGAAGCAGUGGUGGCGGAAUUUGAAAAUGCAGAUCAUCCUUGGUGUUGUAAUAGCCGUCAUCAUUCUUAUAAUUAUCUUAUCUACGUUUCGUAGUAGCUGAACUGGAGCAGGGAAGUUGUUAAAACGAAAUACACAAGCGUUAUAGAAGUUAGCUUGCUGUGGUGGUAUCUUAGCAAUCAAUAGCGUACAAUGUACUACUGUUAGUAAAUUUUUUCCACCGGAUAUUGGCUAAUUGACAUAAUUCAAUAUUGCUAAAACGAACGUAUAGUCUAAAUACUGUGGAAUAAACAAGGAACCUGCUAUUUAUAGAUUUUGUUAAGCAUCGCUAACUGUGCCCAGGUCAGAUGGCAAAUUCACAUGCUGAACGCAGACUCGAGAGGACGCAUCAUUUUUCCGGACCUGAAAAUAGUUAUUAACUAUGUUUUUACAUAAUAGAAUUUUACAAAACUCUAUUUUCAAGGAAAUGUAAUUCGUUCCAGCAGUAACGGCCGUGUAACUUAAAUGAUCCAGAAACACAACCUAAUAACACAACCUAAUAAGUCAACCAAAAGGACAGCUAUCGCUAGAAGAAAAUCUAUAGGCCGGCGUGUAUUGAAAGUCACAGUAGCAGCUGACCAAAUGCUCCUACACUAAUAAUUAGCAAACAUUAAGCAGUUAGAUUAGUUAAAAUCUGUCGGGUUUGUGAUAAACAUUAAUAGGUUUACAUGUAAGUUUUUAAGUCGAUAGCCGUAAGGAUACAGCAAUAUUUAUUGAGGUCGAGUUCUCCGGUCAUCCAGAAUGUGACACGAAAUAACAACGGAAAUUGAUGAGAUAUUGCAUGCAUUGGCUUAUUAUGUUUUGCUUACUUCAUAUUCACGCUAUCCGAAGACGCUUAGUAUGAUAUGUGCAUAAAUGUAACCCUUUUGUGGAGAAGUACAUAUUUUGAAUGCACAUGUUAUGAAGCCUCGCUAUCAAAGACAACAGUACUCAGUAUGACACCAUAUGUACAUAAUUCCAUUGGGAAUAAUGAUCUAUUACUAUCACUACUAUUUGAAGUUCAGCAUCUGGCGCCGCUGUACCUGCAUUCCAUCAGACGAAGCACCGCUACAUGAUAAGAACAUGUACAACAAAGUGUGCGUCAUUUGUACAUACGCUACUGUUACAACUAACAGAUAAGAAAGAUUUGAGUAAAGUACCCUUUGAAAAUAUCUACUAUUAUUUACAUAUGGUUUAACACAGAGCUGUUCAACGAAAAUAAAUGAUCAAUUAUUAACAAAUAAAAACAGAUGCUAUUCCACUACGUUAGCGAUGGAGAGCGCCUAGGAUUCUGCACGUGCGGAAACUAGAACCUGAGAAUCGCGUACACAAGUACACAGAAAAUAUGCCAAUAUUAUCUUUGAAACAUACUACUUACCAAGGGUUGAGCAAUGGAAAAGAUUUCAGAUAUAUCAUACAAUGUUUUUUUGCACGGAAUUUGAUGUUACGGCUAACGUACGGAUAAAGUGACUUCAAUAGAUGUAUAAACAGCUUUCCGCUAGCUUUGUUGUUCCCUUUGUUUAUGCAAAGAAAAGCAAUAACACCAGUUACACGACGGAUAGUGCAGAAAUUUUCUAUUGUGAAACAAAUCAGAACAGAUCAGUUUCAGCUUUUUACCGGU